Triticum turgidum subsp. durum (durum wheat) is the source of this 561-nucleotide messenger RNA. The record is from the annotation of a GenBank genome assembly. Lineage: Eukaryota; Viridiplantae; Streptophyta; Magnoliopsida; Poales; Poaceae.
AUGGCUGGGGAAAUAAACGAGGUGAAGCUGCUGGGGAUGUGGGCGAGCCCGUACAUGGCGAGAGUGAAGCUGGCGCUUCACAUCAAGGACGUGAGCUACGAAUACGUCGAGGAGGACCUCACCAACAAGAGCGAGCUGCUCCUCCGCUCCAACCCCGUCCGCAACAUGGUGCCCGUGCUCAUCCACGACGGGAAGCCCAUCUGCGAGCCGCAGGUCAUCAUCCAGUACAUUGAUGAGGCCUUCGCCCCCGCUGGCAAGGCCCUCCUCCCCGCCGACCUCUACGAGCGCGCCGUGGCCCGCUUCUGGGCCGCCUACAUCGACGACAAGGUGCUGCCGCCGUGGGAAAUGAUCUUGAAGGCAAAGACGGACGAGGAGAGGGCGGAGUGGGCGAAACAGACCUUUGGAGCGAUGGAUGCGCUGGAGGACGGAUUCAGGAAGUGCUCCAUGGGCAAGGGGUUCUUCGGUGGCGAUGACGUCGGCUACCUCGACGUCCUUCUCGGGGGCAUGGUCCCGUGGCUGUACGCGACCGAUCGAGAAGAUCUCUGGCCACAACUUCUUUGA